Molecule: messenger RNA, 2388 nt
Organism: Rhododendron vialii
Lineage: Eukaryota; Viridiplantae; Streptophyta; Magnoliopsida; Ericales; Ericaceae
Product: wax ester synthase/diacylglycerol acyltransferase 11-like
Exons: 7
Coding region: 718-2118 (466 amino acids)
Biological process (GO): triglyceride biosynthetic process
Cellular component (GO): plasma membrane
Molecular function (GO): long-chain-alcohol O-fatty-acyltransferase activity; diacylglycerol O-acyltransferase activity
Source: RefSeq, a predicted model, not a curated record
CAGUCCCACAAGGAUGUAGCGGUUGAGCAGUCGAGCUGAUGGGAUCUAAUCAACUAUCACAUUCAAAGAGGAAAUGGGAUCUAAUCAACUAUCACAUUCAAAGAGGAAAUGACGUCAAUCAUCCUUUUUGUUUGAAGGAUCAUUCGUUCUUCACUCUUUUGCUAUUAUCUGCAGGGAGCACAAUAACCAAGGUGCAUAUUAUUCUGGAACAUCCGAUAAAAUUGGAACAAAGUCAGAUGUAUGCUUUAUGCUCUUUUCGAUUAUUGAUCGAAAAAUAAAUAUGAAUUGCCUAAUGCACAAACACAAGGUGUAAAAUGCCAAAAACCUCCAAGAACCCCCUAUGUACUGUUACUACGAGAAAAUUAUCAUGUUACUAGUACUUCAAAAAAAAGCUGCAAAUGUAACGGAGGAGGAGAUAUAUUUCGAAAACUUUUUUCUAUCUUUUGAUCACUUCUUUAUUAAUUUGGAAAGCUGACUUUAAGACUCACACAUUGAUCGAUUUGAAUUUUAAUAAAAAUUUUAAAAUGUAAUGAGUAAAAAAAAAAUAGAAAAAAUUUAUUAAAAUCAUACACAAGAAUUUUAAGUACCACAAAUGAACAAGCUCCAGCUAUAGUCAGAGUCUCUAUUUAUAGGGAAAACCAUGGUUCAAUUAUUCAACCCCUUUUCUCUCUCUCUCUCUCUCUCUCUCUCUCUCUGACACGCGCAAACACACACACAAUGAGCAACUCAGAAGUAGAGAGAGACGAGCCACUAACCCCGGCAGGCCGGAUGUUCCUCACACCCGAAAUGCACCAAAUAAUCCACUGCAUCAUGGGUUGCGAAAACCUGAUCGAUGUCGCGGCCUUCAAAGCUGGAAUCACCAAUUCCGUCAUGAUCCAACUCCCCCGAUUCUCCAGCCUCAUGGUCCGAAACUCUCACGGUCGCGAACACUGGCGCAAAACCCAAGUAGACGUCGACCGCCACGUCAUUGUUGUCGAAGCCCCCGUCUUCGACGCCCGCGAAGGCGAUGAAGUGAAUGACGAAGAAGCUGUGAACGACUACGUCGCUGAUCUCUCAGUCUCUUCGCCUCUCAGCCCUGACAAGCCGCUGUGGGAGGCACACCUGUUGAGGGCUCACAAUUACAUUGUUUUUCGAAUCCACCAUGCAUUGGGGGAUGGCAUUUUGCUGAUGUCAACGCUUCUGGAGUGUUGUCGGAGGGCCAAUGAACCAUAUCAGAGGCCAAGUAUCGGUUCGGUGGAUACUUCUUCUGAUCCGUCCUCGAACCGAGUGAACAAGAGGAGGGAGUUAUGGAAGGUAGUGGUGGGGAUGUUGAUGGGGUUGGUUUUUAUUGUGGAGUUCGUGUUGAGGGCUUUGUGGGUUAAAGACAAGAGGACGGCCAUAAGCGGUGGUGCUGGGGUAAAGCUGUGGCCGAGGAAGCUUGCCACAGCGAAGUUUCGGUUGGAUGAUAUGAAGGCGGUAAAAAAAGCCGUUGUUGAUGCGACUAUUAACGAUGUACUUUUCGGCGUAAUUUCAUUUGGACUAUCAAGAUAUUUGGAUUUGCAAUCCCCAAAAGCUCUUCAAGACGGCGUUCAAAUUACGGGCCUAUCCAUGGUUAAUUUGAGGAAACAGCCAGGAUUACAGGAACUUUCGGAUAUGAUGAAGGGCAAUUCAGGAAUUCGCUGGGGUAACAAAAUUGGUGCGCUUCUCUUACCUGUUUAUUAUCAUCAAGGUGGAGCUGAUCCUCUCCGGUAUGUGAAGAGAGCCAAACAAAUGAUUGACCUGAAGAAACAGUCUCUAGAGGCUCACUUCUCUUACAACAUAGGUUAUCUUGCCAUGUCCUGUUUCGGACCAAAGGUUGCAAGCUUGCUUAACUACAGGAUUGUAUGCAACACGACCUUUUUAAUUUCAAAUGUGAUUGGCCCAAAAGAGGAGAUCUCAAUUUUCGGCCAUCCUGUGAAGUAUUUGAGGGUGAAUAACACCAGCCUACCCCAUGCAAUCACAAUGCACAUGGUGAGCUAUGCAGGAAGAGCUGAUAUGCAAAUAUUAGUGGCAAAAGAUGUCAUACCUGACCCACAAGUUCUAGCGAAGUGUUUUGAAGAUGGCCUGCACCAAAUGAAGGAGGCUGCAACUAAAGAAUGAGGAAAAUGUGAAACAGCAUCUUUAAGAAUGAGAUGUUGUAACAAGAUUUUCCUUCAUAGAUGUUUUGAAUAUUCUUGUGUAAACCUGCAUCAUAAAAUGCAAGACCAUGUAAAUUCGCUGUAUCUGUGUAAAAUAAGUUGUAGAUGCGUUUGAUGUUGUUUUUUUACAAGUUAAAAUAAAAUUUUGAGUUGUUUGUUAAAUAAAUUAUAGAAUAACAUAUUAUGAAGUGAAUGCGUAAAUUGACCUCAAUCAUUCUACACUUUUGAAGUA